GUUCAUUCUGAAACUGUGUGCAUGGCACCGAGGAAUUGAACUAAAGUGCAUCUCCGAAAAAGUAACCUCGUGGAACAUUAUGGCUGAUGAAAAUAAGAUAAAACUUAUUGAAGAAAUAAAACAACAAGGUGAACUUGUGCGAAAAUUAAAAGCUGAGAAAACAAAUCCCGUUAAGGAUCAAAAAUCAUCGACAGAUAUAAAACUCGAAUUUGCCAUUAUAAAUAAUGAUUUGAUUGAUGUCAGUUAUGUUUGUGGUUGGACCCCAUCAAAUAAGGAUGCUCAACUUUUUGAUUUAUGUAGUAAACAUAUAAACGGUGAAUUAACAAGUUGGCCUAAUUUGAAACGAUGGUUCGAUAAUAUGAAAAGUUACACUCCCAUGGAACGUUUAGCGUUCGCUGCUCCAAAAGGAGAAAAUUCAUCUCUUUCAAUUAAAGUCGAUCGCCUAAUCAAUCCUGUUACUUGCUCUGACAAAAACCUCAAUAAAAAGAUAGUCGAUGAAGUUGCAAAAUUACUCAGUCUAAAAGCACAAUUGGGCGACGAUAAUGUUGAUAAACAAAAAUUUACUCUUAAAACUCCCAAAGGGACGAGAGAUUAUAAUCCAGAACAAAUGGCCUUAAGACUUGGAGUUCUGGAAAAAAUUAUCGCAAUUUUCAAACGUCAUGGGGCAGAAACGAUCGACACUCCUAUUUUUGAACUCAAGGAAGUUUUAACGGGGAAAUAUGGAGAGGAUUCGAAACUGAUUUACGAUUUAAAAGAUCAGGGAGGAGAAAUUCUUGCACUUAGAUAUGAUUUGACUGUGCCUUUCGCGAGAUACUUGGCCAUGAACAAGAUCACUAAUAUAAAAAGGUACCACAUUGCCAAAGUAUACAGAAGAGAUAAUCCCGCAAUGACGAAGGGUCGUUAUCGCGAAUUUUAUCAAUGCGAUUUUGACAUAGCCGGUCAAUACGAUCCAAUGUUACCUGACGUUGAAUGUCUACGCAUAAUUUACGAGGCUUUAUCGUCAUUAGACUUAGGACCAUUUGUAAUGAAAGUAAAUCAUCGAUGUAUCUUGGACGGCAUAUUCGAAACGUGUGGCGUUCCAAAAGCGCAAUUUCGCAGUAUUUGUUCGUCCGUGGAUAAAUUGGACAAGAGUCCUUGGGAUGAGGUGCGCAAGGAAAUGGUGGAGGAAAAAAAUUUAGACGGAGCGAUAGCUGAUAAAAUUGGUACUUACGUUUCACUGUCGGGUAAAAUUGAACUUGUCCAGCAAUUGAGAAAUAAUUCAGAACUCAUGAAAUCGUCUAAUGCCGUGCAAGGUGUCGAUGCCAUUGAAACGCUCCUGAAAUACUGCGAUAUUUUCAAUAUCAGCGACAAUGUGAAAUUCGAUUUGAGUCUAGCGAGAGGGCUCGAUUAUUACACUGGAGUCAUUUACGAAGCAGUAUUAACAGGAGAUGACGUUGAAGUUGGAAGUAUAGCUGGUGGAGGACGUUAUGACAAUCUCGUGGGAAUGUUUGACUCUAAAAAGAAAAAUGUGCCCUGCGUGGGAUUAUCACUUGGUGUUGAGAGGAUCUUCAGUGUUUUGGAAUCGAAACUCGAGAAUAAAGGUCAACGAACACGAACAACAGAAGUUGAAGUCUACGUUGCUGUUGCUCAGAAAAAUCUAUGCGACGAGAGAAUGCGAGUAAUUAUCGAAUUGUGGGAAGCAGGAAUAAAAGCUGAACAUUCAUACAAAAAGAAUCCAAAAAUACUGGCACAAUUGCAACAUUGCGAGGAAAAUAAAAUUCCAUUGGCUAUCAUCAUCGGCGAGGGUGAAUUACAAAGAGGUGAAGUUACAUUUCGUGAAGUGCAAACGAGAGUUGAAAAAUCUGUUCCCAGAAAUCAACUUGUCUCCGAAAUACGCAAAUGGCUAGAAAAUUCACGAACAAAUCCUUAGUCUGUUUAUAAUUUUACACUUCCAUGUUACACGAUCAUUUCCUGGCUCUAAUGAUCGAUAGAAGAAUAAUUUAAUUUGUUAAUUACCUUUGCAUUUUCUACUCUCUGACUCUUUUGAUACGUAAAAUAUCUUUUUUUACCUCUAGAAUUUUUUUGUACAAAAAAAGAAUAGCGUAUCAAUUAUGCCAGAAUUAGACUACCGGAAAUAAUUCUGAUUGCAAAUCACAUAGUUCAACUGUUUUAUAUUCUUAUCAACAAGCAAACCAAACCUUAUUUAUUGCAUUUAUUAAAAUAAAAACCAUCUGAUGGAAAAAAA
Leptopilina heterotoma is the source of this 2224-nucleotide messenger RNA. It is a transcript of the gene HisRS, whose product is annotated as histidine--tRNA ligase. Bases 80 to 1909 code for a protein of 609 amino acids. The transcript is spliced from 6 exons. Gene Ontology annotation, biological process: mitochondrial translation; histidyl-tRNA aminoacylation. Gene Ontology annotation, cellular component: cytoplasm; mitochondrion. Lineage: Eukaryota; Metazoa; Arthropoda; Insecta; Hymenoptera; Figitidae. Gene Ontology annotation, molecular function: ATP binding; histidine-tRNA ligase activity. The record is from RefSeq and is a predicted model, not a curated record.